Messenger RNA from Bactrocera neohumeralis, 1529 nucleotides. Its product is annotated as putative gustatory receptor 28a. NCBI's taxonomy places the organism in Eukaryota, Metazoa, Arthropoda, Insecta, Diptera, Tephritidae. The record is from RefSeq and is a predicted model, not a curated record. The coding region runs from base 67 to 1425 and encodes 452 amino acids. Gene Ontology annotation, cellular component: neuronal cell body; axon; dendrite. Gene Ontology annotation, biological process: sensory perception of taste. The transcript has 4 exons.
AAUACCGUUUCGGAAGUAUAUCAGCUUCGUGUUUUUUGAUUUUGUGAAUUUCAUGUUGCCUAAGAAAUGUCAAAAUUUUGGUCGUGUUUACGCGCGGUGCACACAUUCGUAGUGGGUAAUUUUCAUUGCCAAGAGUUCGCUUACAUCAUUUAUCCCUUCGGUCGCAUAUACAAGCUCCUGGGAUUCGCACCAAUUCAGCUGCGGCGCGGAGAAGUCUUGCGCAACGGCUGUGACCGGAUAUUUCAAUGGGACACGAAAGCCUGGAUUUGCAGUUGCCUCAACAUAAUGAUUUACACAAUGGGCUUCUGCUUAGGCAUUCUUCGACUACGGGCAGUACCUUAUAAACAUGGUGACGGCAUUUCACGACUGACCAGCUGGGCACAGGUCUUCACACUGUUCGGUCUCGGUCUCAUCGCCUGGGUCACAGCUUGGACCCAUAUGGACGAGCAGUGCCGAUUGCAUGCACUUAUCACGAGAAUUGAUCAGCAUCUUCGUGAAAUAGACGACAUACAAUUUGACUAUAAAUCGCUGCGGAGACGACUCUUCUGGCAAUUAGGAUUGCAACUGUUGAUCGCAUUUCCGUUGUCGAUGGUGAAUUGCAUUAUCAUUUUGCCCGAUGAAAUGCCAUUCUCUCCAUUUUCGACCUGCUACAUAUUCAUUUGUUUCAUGCCCAUCAGUGUGCUCAUCUUCAAGCAGUUCCAAUUCUACAAUCUAAUGCAUGUCUUGAAGACAAAAUUGGACCUGAUCAAUAAUAAACUGAGCAAAUUCAAUCGAAAUACACGCUUCAACAGCGAGCGCAGGCACAUAGUGACGGUGCGGAAAAGCAACUCGGUCAGUGAGGUGCCUCUGACCGCAGUGCCGACGGCUUCACAGAAAGCCGACAUGAUGAACGAGGAACCAAAUGUUGAGCUCUUGCAAAAGCUGUUGACCAUUUAUUCAAAUGUUAGCGAUGGUAUCGACUUGGUGCUGCGCAUCUUCGGCUGGCAUCUACUCUUUCUCACCGCCGUCUCCUUCGGCGUAAUCACCGUCCAAAGUUAUAAUCUGUUCUCACUGAUAAGUCAUUCUCUAGUGAUACCCACUUAUCACGUAGUCUUCAUUGUGUCUUGGAUCCUGGUGCAGGUCAUGGCGUUUGCGGUGAAUAUUUUAAUAUGCGGAAAGACAUCAAGAAUGAUGGAGACGACCAUUUCGAUUUUGCACAAAAUUCGCCUGUCUUCGAAUGAGGCCCCAGACGCCUGUGUCUUCUACCAAAUUCUGCAGAUUUUCUCCAUGGAAGUCUUGCAGAGAAAACGAAAUUUUAACGCAGCGGGCUUCUUCGACAUGGACUACAAGCUGAUCACAUCGAUUAUUGCAUCAGCUACCACUUAUCUGGUCAUUAUUAUCCAAUUCCAUUUGACCAAUAUACCGGAUUGCCAUUUUCCCAAAUAAAAAUUGUGUCAAACACUGAUGUUCAAGGUGCAGCUAAAAGGCCACAUCCGGUAAGGAUGGAAUCGAGUUCCUGGAGCACAGAAUUGAUAUGUCUGUAACUCCCA